This is a messenger RNA of Chara braunii, 3269 nucleotides long. The record is from the annotation of a GenBank genome assembly. NCBI's taxonomy places the organism in Eukaryota, Viridiplantae, Streptophyta, Charophyceae, Charales, Characeae.
GGAUGGCAAAUUGAGCUCAGCCUGGGAUUUGGAACUGGUAGGACACUGUGUUGGGUGGCUGGCCUACAAUGCCAUUGACACUGCGUCUGUUUUUACAAUCAAUUCUCUCUGGUUGGGGUCCUCGCGGCCUCCUCUUCGGCUGGGCAUUCUUGCUGCAUGGGCUUUUGCAUUUUCGUCACUCAUUGGCAAAUCCCCGGGAUGGAGUUACCAAGAUACACAAAUUGCCGACCGGUAUUGGCUCACAUUGCUCAACCAGGUGGUGUCCUUUACUUUGCGGCAGUCGUCAACUACUCGGGAAGGGACCUUGCAGUCCUGUGUCACCUUGGCCUCUCUUCAUCAUUGCUGUACUGCAUCCGUAUUGUAAGUUUGUAUGAUCUGCGCGAGGGGAACACGAGGAGACUCAUUGGAGACUUAGUCUGGUUUGAGCACUGGUCGGGAUACCAACGUGAAUGCCAGGGAGUCCAUGAGUUUGUGAGCAGGAUUCAGGAGCGACCCCAAGAUGAGUGGCAUCAGGUGGAAGCCCUCUCUGUGGUUAUUCAAAGCCUUUCUCGGAACACUGGCUCCUGGGGGUUUCACAACUUUACGAUGCCAAACUUCAACGUCUGCGAAUUAAAUGUGCUGGAAGAGAAAGCGAUGUGGUUAAGAUAUGUGUUGGCAUGGUGGCAUGCACGUCGGGGGAGUAUGUACAUGCCCAGCUCGAAAAAAUGGAAGGUCUGCCUCGCCUGGUCUCUUGUGAGUUGGCCGGGACUUGUUGCUUGUGGGCUACUGGCAGACGCUGUGGACACCAUACUUGUCGCUGCAUUUGUGGUCUUCUGGCAAAGUCUUCUGCUGCAUCUGAUUGUGAAAGUCUGGCGGCAGGAGGAUAACCUGGCAAACCUCAGCGACAAGAGAACUCGUGACCAAGCGGAGAGACGUCAACCCGUUGACGAGUUUGGAGGACUGCGGAAGGUGGUGCUUCAGUACCAUUUGCAAGUUGCGGCCAACUUGACCGGACUUCUGAAGAGCGCUCUACAUACAAGAACCCGGGAUUGUGUCCCUUCAUUUGAUUAUGGUGUUCCCUACUUACGAAAGUCUGUGAUGGUGAGCCGACAAACGAACAAGAUCAUGGCAGUCGUGCGGUUGCUUUAUAGCAGUGGUGAUGCAAUCAACUACAGUAAGGAUGGUGCCAGGUGUCUCAUUGGCAUGUGGUCUAUGGAGUAUCCCCCAUACAAGCCUGAUUUUCCACAGAUACGUGCUACUGAGCUCGCUAAGAGAGCUGCGAGUGGCAGGUUCUGUAAUCGUGAUUGUUCUCGAUCCAAGUGCUUCGAGCCACUUGUGCAGCUCGCUGUGGCUGUCUGGACACGAGUGAAGAUUUUAAAUGAACCCGAAUACAACCGACAUUCUUGGAAAAUUUCAAACAAAGAUGUUGUUGAUCUCAUGGAGGAACAUCGAUUUCAUAGUGGCGUUGCCGUCGAGUGGGACCCAAAAGCAGAGCGACCAUGGUCAAGGGGGGACUGUCCCCAGGUAGGUGAAACACUGCAUGCCUUGGUGUGCGACAUUGCCAAUAUGUUGCAAAGGGUCUCACUGGUUGAGGAUGAAGUAGAGGCAGAGAGAGAGGAAUGGAUGGUAGUCAUGGCCUUAUUAAUGAAUCAGGUGUGGCUAAUACCAAAGCCAUUAGCUAUUAAUCCCGCGAGGGUUUGGCAGGCUGUUGUGAGCAUGUAUGCCCGAACGUUGAACCGACGGAAUGAACUGCCCAGAGACCUGGAUCUUAUAUAUGACGGAACGACUGAACCAAAGAUGCAUGACACUGGUCCAGCCACAUUAGGCUUUGUUGAACAGGUGGCCCAUAUAGAAAAUAAACCUAAUGCUGACCCCAUAACAUCUAAUUUAACUGCAGUGGCAAAGUGGUUGAGGGAUCAUGCCAGACACGAGGAAGUGGCUGAAUUGAUAUGGGCCAAGAAGCCCUUCAUCAAGUUGUAGUCUUUCUCAUUGGACACGAGGAAGUGGCUGAAUUGAUAUGGGCCAAGAAGCCCUUCAUCAAGUUGUAGUCUUUCUCAUUGUGCAUGCCUGAGAGGUUGCGAAUAUAACAUAGAUAACUUAGAUAUCAGAGUAAUUCUGCAGGCCGUAAGUUGCAGCUUCCUACCUCCAUUCUCUAUCAGUGGUAGACAAGACAACAUUCAAUUUGCAUCAGCACCAGGACUAGACCCUGGCCUCACAAAUUAUAUACAGAGCCUCUCUCUCUGCGAUGAAUGAGCCCUCGUGGGGCCCUUAUCAGACAUACACAUAUUCUGGGCUGAGGCCCCCAGCAAGCCAUGUGCCCGCCCUAAGUGAAGGCGGGCCUGAAUAUUCACAAGAGGCCAAAAUUUGACAUUUCUCCAUAUGUGGGUACUCAGAAAGUUGCAGCACGCCAGUCGGUUACAGGAAACAUGAGCCCUAGGCUCUUCCGGAAACAAAGGCUGCGCUGCACCAUUGAGCCGAGGGCCAGGUGGUUGCGCCCUGGGCAUGCGCAGUGUGAGGCUGACACAUCACGCUGUGGCCGCAGAUGAAUGAGGAAGCAGUAAUGUCGUCACACAACUGCCGCGAGCCAAUGAGAAUGCGGCAAACACUUGAGCCUGGACGACGGCCUGGAUGAGCCUAACAGAACAGGGACCAGACCCGUAACUGUGGAAGUGGGCCUGGCCGCAGACAGUGGGGCCCGACCGGAAGCUACUGGAAACUUCCUCCACCAGGCCCAGGCAGCCCAGAGAGCCCAGCAACUCCCAUACAGGGAGGAGGCCAGCCAGAGUCUGGCAUUCUGGCCUAGGCAGGCAAUGCGGACACGCUGCUGCAUUUCUGCGCAAAUGUCUGCUUGAGCACUGCUGGCUGGGGCGCACGCGGACACUAUGAGGUGAGAGGGGCGCUUCAGGGCAGCGGGGCGCUAGCGCCCAUAGCCGGGCUGCAGGGCGCGAGCGGGUGAUGAGCGACGGUGGUCUUCAGGAAGGAGGCGCAUGACUCGCGGCAUGAGUGGGGGGGCCAAGGGGUGAUGAGGGCAGUCGAGAGUACGUACCUGGUGUAUGUGGGAGGUCGGCAUUGGUGUUGACGACAUGUAGUAGAUUAGUCUUCAGAGGCGAAGUGAUCCUGUUGCACGAAUGUAGAUAGGAUAGAUAGGCUGAGAAGAGCAGAUAGGGCGUUGGGCGCCAUGCAGUAGGAGCGACAUUGGAUACUGUGUUGGUGUGGCCUGAGGGCUUGGACAUUAGCUCACGAGUUCAUUGUAUCGCUCUUAUGUGGAUGGAAUUCCGGUGCAUUUAUGC